GGGGCAGGCCGGCGGGCAGCUGCCCGGGCACGGCUCCGAGCGGCCCGCUAGGGGCCGGCAGGGUCCCCUCGGCGCAGCCGGCCCGCUCCGCCGUGUCCUGAAUCCUGAUCCGGGCUGCGUUUCUAAGCCCUACCUUUCUUUUGGGUGCAGGGGAUGGUGGCGGUAAGAGAAGCGUGGCCAGAAUCUUUAUAACUGUAAUAGACUGCAACAAAAGGGCUAUUCACCCCUUGAUGAAGCGAGGAUUUACGUGCAUUAGUGCCCACUCUGCGCUGAGAGGGGAAGGCUGCCCGAUGAAUGGGGGACAUUCCUCCGCUCCGCGCCCCCCCCUUCCCCCCUGCCCGAGUCAAUGCGUGUGUCUGACACGGCUGCUGGUAAUUGGGAAUCUGCGAGCUGUGCCUGGCUGGUGGGGGGAAUUCAGCUUGUUCUCUUUGCCUUCUUGAGCGUUCGCGGAGCAGAGCCGGAGCUCUGCUGUUUCUUUAGCUUUCUGUUAAUUUGAAUAUUAAUCUUUGGUCCAAAUCUGCGCAAACACAAAUUAAGGAAGGGCUCACAUCGCAGCCAAGAUGCCUGUUAAAUGAGAUUUGUGUGUAAUAUGCAUACGUGUAGUAUGAAAGCAGCGUGCCUGUGUCAGUGCAGUUGGGAGUAGCUGCUCUGGGUCUGAAGGUUUGUGUAGUUAUAGGAAGGCCCGUGCUGCUGGAUGCUGCAGAACACCGCAGCCUGCCUCUGGAACAAUAUUUGCAGUGGUAAAACAGCGCCUGAUAGCAGGGUGGAGUCAGCAAAAGCGUAUGAGCUUAAGGGCUCGUUCAGAAUUUCCAAACAGAGCUGGGUUUUCCUUGACUCUCGCCACCUCCUGGUACUUCCCCCAGGACUGCAGUGAGUCACAGUGGAUGACCUCCAGAGGUCCCUUCCAACCCCUACGACUCUGUGACUUUUCCCUGAGGGAUGUGAGGUCAGACUUUAUGCAGUGUCUGCAGUGUGUGGUCUCUGUGCUUCCUGGGGCACGUGGAGCCGGGCAGCUCUCAUCAGCAGUGUGCUGCUGGGGGCGCGGAGCUCACCUUGCGGGUGGCAGUGAGGGAUCCCAAGGCACGUAAACGCUGUGGGGGCCUAAUUUGCUCUUUUGCAGAUCUUCUGAGGGCACUUGUUGGCUGGGGACGCUUAUUGAAAAUAACGAAGUGGCUGUGUUAUAUGUGGUGUAAAACAGAGGACGAGAGCAGCCGCUGUGGCAUCCUCCCCUUCCUGCUGGUUGGUGUGAAGAGGGCUGACCUGCGGCGUGUGCUGGAGUCCUUUUGUGCUGGGAGAAGCCUGGUGGGGGGAGUAGGAAGAAGUGCGGCUUUCCUUUAAAAACAAAGCAGGGAACAGGAAGGAGCAGCUGGUCUGCAAGCUGCCUUCUAUUGAUGCAAAUAUAUUUUCCAUUAAGGCACAAUUGGGAACCGUGUACCCACGCUAAGGGAAGAACCAGUGCCAUAGUAUACAUGCUUUGGGGCUGGAAAAGCAUCUUUGUCCUGUUUCCAUAGUGCUUCUCUUUGGGAGCUGCUCCAUUCAGCCUCCCGCAUGCUGCCAAAAUACAAAUGUAUUUCUAGGGGCGGAGGGAAGGCUGAACUUCCUCACCCCUACCAAAAGCAAGCUCUCCGAACUGACUCCUAAUGUUUUCUCCUAGCUUUCUUCAUCUCUGGGAUAACGUGCCAAAAAAGUUUACUGGAUUUACAAAGCCACAGCCAGACUAUAUGAUGCUAGCAGUGUAUUUGCAAGUGCAGUCAGUCUCUUGAAAUUAGAAAUAACAGUGUGCUAUCUUUCAUAUGGCUCUCAUACUGAUACAGCUAAUGAUUAGAGAAGAUUUAGAAGGAGUGAUAGCAAACCAUGAAAAUAAAUCUGAACUGAGCUAAUAACUUAAGAGAGGAGCCCUGGUAAGUUGAGUCACGUCAUGUUUUCUUAAUUAGAGGUCGCUUAGCCUUCGUUCUUCCUUGCUGCAGUCGGUUGAUUUGGUGCUGCCUGUGUGUAAGCAUCCUGUCAUCCAGUCUAAUCUAAACAAAAUGUGUUUUUAAGAGAUUAUAUUUUCCAGCUCUUCUGUUGUCUGCUUUUGGAGUAAGCAACAUCUGUAGUUAAACUUUGGUCCUUGCAGGUGGAUUAGUCCUUUCCUUGUCUUUAUAUGUUGCCUCGGCCUAGCUCAGCCACAGGACAGAUGUGUGCAGCUGCAUUGGCUGCGGCACAUCACAGAGGCACACGAGCCCAACACAGCAAACCCAGCCUGCCCAGUUGGCAUUAUAGCUCUGCCGUGGCAGACGUGCUGCCCUGGUGGAUGACACAGCAGGGAGAAUUCUGCUAGGGAAGUGGGAGCGUUGAUGCUAGAAGUGGGAAUUGUGCAGUCUACAGCGGGGCUUGAUUUCUGAAAGAAAUGGCCAAAUUUUGGUACUGGGGAUCAUCCUCCUCCCAGCGGUACUUAAAUGCAUCUUAAUAGGGAGGAGCUUGGAAGAGGAGCUCCGAAUUCCUCACAUACUUCUCUUGGUAACGGGAGGGGUGAGGUGUGAGUGCUGGUGGCUCGUGGUGUGAUGGCUGGAGCUAACGCUGGCAGCACACAUCUUUAGAUUAUGCAAAUGACCGAUGCAUUAUUAGUGAGGCAGUGUUCAAUUUUUAAUGUAGUACAUGAAGCAUCGUGAUAUUACUGGCAUUAUUUAAUUAGAAAGUUGUCUCAGUAACCGUUGGAAUCCUGCUUUGAAUUUUUACGUGUUAAUAACUGCUCGGUACGAAGUUGGGAGCGCCUGCUUUUGGUAAUGCCGCGUGGAAAUACGGCUGUCUUCAGUCUGCAAAGACCUCUCGGCAAUACCGAGCGGAGUGAAGCAGUCUGUAUACAAAUGUUUAAACUUCAUUCUGACCUUGUAAAUCCUGUUUUCUCCCCAAGUGCAAAUCUGGUGCAACACAAACAGCAGUGCUUCAAAAAUAACCCUAAUUAGCAAUUAGCUGCAAUAAAUCAAGCCUGGAUGGGGCGCUUGGUGCUGUUGAAUUUGAUAGUAUAUUAUGGCACAAGUUGUGUAAUAGACAUUUAACUGUUUUAUCUCGUAGGGCUGCUUUUCUCACAUUAGUAGGAAUAUCAAAAUGUCAUGUGAGUUGCAGCAGUAAUUUAUCUGAUCGUAUGUACACAUGUCGUGUUGUGGAGACGUGCUUUCUGCGUAAAGAUAAUGGAUGAAUUCAGCUAAGUGAGCUUGUGAGGUACAGAUGUCUUUACUCAGUGUCUGUAAGUACAAGAAACAGCAAUAAUUCAGCCUUUUCUGGAAUGCAGCGGGUUUAAAGGCAGUGAUUUCUGCUGGCAGUGUGGUGGUGGCGUGCUGGCCCUGCAGGGGCCGCGUGGCCUGGAGGUGUGCGCUGCGCUGGACACUGCCCUGCUGACUGUGCUCCUGUGGCAGUGAGUGAAGGGAGGAACUCUGCAGUGUGUCCUUUGGUUUUUCUCUGGGCUUUUUCCUAUUUAAAUGCGUGACACUGUGAGUAGUGUGCUCUGGCGUUAUAUUCCCUGAAAGGUAUUUUCAGGGCCUCUAAUACGGCCAUAAUUCAUCUUCUGACUUGGCUCAGGCCUUGUGCUUUCUUUUGGUAGAAAGUCAAUAUUAUAUUAUUGUGCAGGGAAAGAUGACAUUAGUGUCUAUUACGCCUCAGUUUCCUUGAAAGAGAAUGUAAUUAUUGGUACUAAUUAAGAUAGCGGAUCCCUAAUUUAUCACUAGCGGUGUUCUCAGUGUAGCUUCCCUAUUUCCCUUCUUGACUUUUAUCUAUGCCUCCAGGAUAACAAGGCUGUUCUUAUAGGUCACUGUAAUUUAUUGCUGCAUUACGCACCGCUGAAGUUUUAUCAAAGCAGGAGCUGUGCUUAUGUGUAAAUGAAGGGGCAGAGGAAAGCAGGUGAGCUGAGCUCUGAGGUUGUUUGCAGGGAGCCUGGUGACUCACUGUAGGCAAAGCGAGGGGAAAAAAAGGAAAAAUCAAGAUGUAGCAUGAGGAACUCCAAUACAAACUGUAAUUCCAGAGGUACCGCUGGGAAGGCUCUCUUCUGGAGUGAAACCCCUGAGCUGGGAAAGAACAACAAUUUGCAGGUGAUGGUUUAAUCCGUGUGCCAGAGACAGCGUGCUUGGCUUUUAAUUUGAAGUGCUUCCUCUGGGACUGUUUUUAAAUGUUUUGCUCUCAUCAUUCCUUACUGUUUGUGCUAAGCUUUCCUGGAUGGCACCACGCUGAGCCCUGCAGGGCUGGCUGCAGCAGCAGCCCUCAGGCAAGCAGCAGGGCUGCCUGUCUGCCCUCUCCUCAGCUGUGUUCCUCCAUGCACUAUUUGGCAGGUUUGGCUGAAUUCAUCGAACGGCUCGGGCUGGAAGGGACCCCAGUGAUCAUCAAGUUCCAACUGAUGAGUCAAAGCCAUAUAUUUUAGAGGAUCUGGUUGUAGGAUGUGCACCAAACAAAGAGGGGUGUUGUGUUUCUCUGCUGUAUGUUUUGGAUGUUGUGUUAGCAUGCUUUGAAAUUCUCCUUCCCGUGUCUUUUUGAAGAGAGGUAGUUUCUUUUGAACGCUACUUUAAAGGAUGCUGGCUCUUAUUCAAGUAAUAGGUGAAAUCCCUUAGCAUCUCAAGCUUAAUCUGGAAUUUGUGUCAUCUUCUCCAUAACCUUACUGCACUCCUACCUGUAUGCCGUGAUGUAAGGAAGAUGCUGACAGUGAUGUCAGCACCACCUGUCCUUCUCUGCAGCCCUUUCUUGUUCUGAAUUAUUGACUCCUGGGAUUUAUGCUGUGUGUGCAGCGUAGAAGUUUUAUCUCAGCAAUUGUGCAUGUAAACCGGCUGCUGGAUAGAGAUGAUCUCCGCAGCAUUAGAAGAAUGCUGAAGGGAAGGACUUCCAUUUAAUUGGUUUUAUCUGUGGCUCCAGAUUUAUUCAUUUUUCUCUUUAUCUGUAGUUUAACAAAUAAUCAUUCUCCAUAAUUUGACACAUUAUAUGGUUGAGUAAUUAUGUUCUAAUUACAGAAUCCCUUAACUGCAAGGUAUAGUUUGACGAAACAGUUUGGGUCUUUUAUUAAAUUGUAGCAUGUUUCUAUGGGAUGUGUUCAAAUCAACUUAAGGGUUCCCAAUGCUGGAAAAUUUUAGAUGUAAAAUGUUAUUGUUCAGACAAUGAAAUAGGAAUGAGUGAUGGUGAGGAGAAUGGAAGAACUGGAGGGCAGCUGUUAGCCAAAAGCCUUAGGGUGGGUCAGGGAGGGUUCUCACCAUAAGGAUUGCACUUCCCAAACCGUGUCUGAGCUGAAAAGGAGAAGGGUAUCUGAGUCAUAAAAUCCCAGUGUGGCAUAUUGAAACACAAGUAGGAGAUGUGAGCAGCUGAAUGUAACCAUGAAUAGCGUGUUUAUUUAUUUAUUCUAAAUCUCUCUUUUGGAUAUCUUUCUUUAACUUCAGAAAGCACUCAAGUGCAUCCUUGAGGUGACUGUUAGAAUUGUUCAGUACUUUUCCGCAGCGAGAGUCAGCAGAUGAUAUAUUAGAAAUAGAAAAAUCCAAUUUGCUGAAGGCUUAAAGCACUGUGAGCACAGCCCUGCUUGGCAGUGGUGGCAGUCAGAGGCCCCUGUGGCAGAGCCGCAGUGUGGUGGUGGGAUAAGGACCUCGUGCUGCCAUAACGAUAUGCUCCAGUUCGGGUGCCUCCUGUAUUCAUUAUCUCCAGUAAUUGUAGAGCUUUAGGUGUCAGUCUCACUGUGCAUCGGGCAACUACCUGGCCAGAGUGCUUGCAGAAGGCACUGCUGUGCUGGCAGAGGGUGAGCCGCCCUGUGUGGUAGGUCACUUGUAGGGGGUUGGGAGCAUCAGCACAUGUGCACGUUGGCAGCAUGACGUGCUCUGCCAAAGGCAGCACUCAGCAGCUAUGCACUGUAGAUCAGAAAACUCCCUGUUCAGUGCUCCCCCAAAACACUGCUAUCAGGGCUGCAUUACCUGAUAAUACCAGGGCUAAUAUAUUGCAGUGCUCAGUGUUCUUCUAAAACCUAUUUCCUGAAGAUGGUGCACCCAGACUUUAUUGUAAUUUUAACAUCUUGCAUUCAUUGAGACGGGCUGGUUGGGGGAUGCUGGCCGCGUUCCCAACUCUGUAACUCGGUGCUGUUGUGUUUGACAAACAGGGCUUGUUGCUGGCAGUUGCCACAGUGCGAAAGGGGAGUGAGGAUCAGCAGGGGUGUGUAUGUGCCCACUGGGGAGCAGUGAGAUUUGUCAGGAACCUUCUGGGGAUGGGGGCAGCCGUGGAACACAGGGAUGUGCUGGGGGUAAGGGCUGGAGGGAGGGGACAAACCUUACACGUUACUUCUGCUUAGAAUCCUGUGGGAAGUGUCCUGAGGGAGAGCCUGAUGCCACCCUGCUUGUUAUGGGGACUUGGCUUGAGUACCGGUGGGAGAAUCUGCCUCUAUGGAGAUGUCCUAUUGAAGUGCCUUAGUGAACAGGUUGCACACGGCGUGUCCGUUUCCUUCUAAUUCUCUAUCACCAGUGCCAUUAAAUGCACCAUUACCAGCCAUCUUAUGUAAAUGAUUUUUCCAGUCUUUUCUCUUAGUUCAAAAUACCCUUUUGGAGGGCUCUUGAUUAGUUGAACUCAAUUUGCUCAAAGGUUAUCAUGUUAAAUUGGUAUUUGGUUUUCAUUAACCUGUGCAGUAAUAUCUUGUCAUUAGAAAAAGCUUUCGCUGGGUCUCUAUCAUCAUUCAUUUCUUGUAGCUAGGUGCUUUGCUUUUUCUUCUUCUUCCAUCUGAUUCAUGCUGUCAAGGAUGCUGCCUUAAAGAGAAACAGAACAAAGGAAAAAAAAAAAAAACAAAAAAAAAACCCAACAGCUGGGAAAGCAUGACUUGUCUUCUGUAUAGCAGAGGGAAAAAGUGUCUGGCUGCACAUUAACCCAGCAGUGUCCUGUGUACUGACUUCAAGCUGCUUCAUAGCCAUGAGGUUCUGGCAAGGUGUUACCAUUACAGUUCCCUCAGAUGAGAGAACUUAUUGCUUUGCUGGAUGAGGUGCAGGUAAGUAAUCAAAACAGCACUUCAAGAGAGAAAUGAGGGGAAACUGGUCACUUCUGCAGCUGAGUAGAAAAGGCACUUUCGUUUUCUUCAGCAAGUGUUUGUGUGCAAACAUUUUCCAGUGAUUACUGUGCUCAUGUGUAUCUUAGGUUGCACAUCUGUUCUUCAGCCUUCCCGCACCAUUUUAUCUGUAGUGCUUAAGCACCGGACCCCCUUUUGUGUGUUCCUCCUUCCUGUUCUUUAGCGGAAGGAGAGCAGAGGAAGAAAAAGCUGACUGUUCUACCAACAAGAACCCGAGGCACCGUUGGGUCUGGGAUUUUGCAGCCAAGCCAGGAAUAGCAGUGCAGUGCUCACAGCCCCUGGCCUGUCCGUCCUGCAGGCCUGGCAGGGAGCUGCCUGCUGAGCCAACUUCCGCCAGCGCUGCAGGCAAGGCGGCCCGGGAGGCAGGAAGGCAGGGCUGGGUAUUCACUUGGCAACCUGAACCUCGUGCCAAGGGACUGCCAACUUCCUUGUUCAGUCAGUCCUGAGUGCAAGAAAGAAAAGGAUGCAUUUUUCGGGUUAAAAUGAAUUAAUUAUUCAGAUAAUUAAAAAAAAAAAUCUCUGAAUAAAAAUCUGACAGUUCAGGUUGAUAACUAGCUCUAGCUUUUUGUAGGAGCAUUAACAUACGUGCUUAGUCCUGAUCACCUCUUUCCAUCUGUUGAAGCUUUUGUCUACUUCUACUCUACAGAAAGAGGAAGUUAAUUUUUUGGUGACAGGCAGAUCCAUUGGGUGACAAACAGCGUAUGGGAGAGGAAGCAGGAGGUUUGGGCAGGGUGCUGUGCACCUCUAUAUGCUACAUGUCUAGUAGUCUCCAAGUAGAAAAUCCAAAAUAAACCACUGAAAAGGAUGGUGUUUUUACCCUCUUAAGUAAUGACAGCUUGCAUAUGCAUCUGCAGUAAGGAACAUAAAGGCAUGAUGCUAAAUGUAUGGUUGCAGUAGACCUCUGACUAAUGCUUAGUCCAUCUAUCAGCUGUAAUUGCUACCUAUCAAAACUUCAUUGUGUUAAUGUCUGAUGGCUUAAGGUGGCUCAGACAUCUCCUGCUCCUGUUCUGCCCAGUGCCUUGCUUCAAAGUACCAUUGUGUUUCUUUCUCCUGAUACAUCUCUCAUCCUAAUACCAAAUGGAUGAAAGCAAAAUCUUUGAACAUAAAUAAAACUAAUGGAGCACUAAACCAAAGGAAAUUGUAUUCUACUAAAUCUUGUCUGUUUGCUCUGCUGAAAAAUAUCUCUUACUCUAAGGAUAAAGAGAAGCAGCACAAGACACGGUUUUAAUCAAGAGAGUUAAGAGAGUUUGUGUUUUCCAUCUCAGGAGAGAAAAGUGUUCACUGAAACGUUUGCUAUAAGAAAGCAAAACCAGCAGGUGAAUUCUUGGUGCUGACAGUAGGGUAUGGAGCCAGACUUUUCCACAUGCCGAAGAAGUGAAGAUUGUUGGAGAGGGAAAAUGGCAAAUUCCUGCCCUUGUGGAAAAUGUGAGCAUCACAGCUUCUCUCCCAGGCUGUGAGUUCUUCCCAGUGUAUGAUUUGUUAACGUUAUCAGCUCACCAGUUCUGGACACAGAAACUGACUCUUGAGCUUUGCGCAACAGAAGUGUGUCACGAUUAAAAGUUGUCUUUGUUUUAAAACACAGCAAGCAGUUGGCAGUUCUGGUUUUAUCCUUUGAGUCAUUGUUCCCCGUGUGUAAGAGGUGCUUCCACUGAGUUCCAGCAGGACUCACGCUGUAGCUGAAGGGCUGCAGGCUGGAGUUGUCACUUAAUGAAGGCUGGUGACCAGAAGCGGCCAUACGGCAUUCCGCAGUGUCCUUAGUUAUGAGAUUGUGCUCCCCUCUGAUGGGACUGCUGUCAUCUGCUGGAUGCCUUCAGGUGACUGUUCUUCAGAUCCAGCUGCAGAAACGUGAACUGAAGGGCUGUAUUAAGGUAUAGGGGAAGUCAAGUCAUCAAGUAAAGGAGCUUGGCUCAGGAGAACUGCCGGGACUGUUUUGGGCCAAGCUGUCAGGAGCGAGGAGUGGAGCGGCAGCUUGUUUAAUCUAAACCCUGAGCUCACCUUUGGUACAGCUGCAUUCCGGCAUCAAGAGCUCUUAAAAUGGCUUCCUUGUGCCUCCUAGCAGCACCCUGUGGGCGAAUAUAUUCUGUUUAAGAGUUUGCUUAGGGCUGUAAAUAUGUGCUUUUUAUAAGUAAAGGGUUUCUCUGUUCUCGUGUCAGGGGGCACGGGAGCCCAUUCGGCUGUCACGGCCGUGUAGCAGUGCCGGGGGGACCAGGUCCUCGGGAGGGGGGUUCCUGGCUUCCCCACAGGCCUGCUGGCAGCCAGCACAGUGGGACUCCUCGGGGAGGGGCAGGGAAAUGUCACGCGGAAAAUCAUUUGCAGAGCAGAUGCAAUGCCUCAGUUUUUCCUAUUGCCGCACUGCACAUUCCCCGGGUUUUUGGGUGUGUAGGGUUUGAUGCUUUUUUUUUUUUUUUUUUAACAUUACAUUCUGAGAAUACAAGGCCUCCCCUGGCUGAGGAUGGAUGUCGGGUCAGCUUCAGAGCAAGGAGGGAGGGGGGGCUGCUGGAAGCGAGUGGGGCUGCCAGGCACAGCGGGGCAGCGGCCCGUGCCAACUGCGGGGUUAGAGCACCGGUUGUGACAGGGAUGGCUGUAGAUGAAGAGCUUGUGCCUUCACUUUGCAGCUUCACAUGGAGGAAGGUUUACCAGCUGCUAAGUGUUUUUCUUGUUUUUAUUCUACUUCAGCCUCCUCAAAAGGCAGAACUGACAAAAGCAACCAGGAAGUGAAGCAAAGCAGUUUCAAGCUUCAGCUUUUGGCAGCUCAUGCUGCACGUGUGCAGGCAGGUGACAGCUCUAAUGCUUAGGGUCCCGGCACCAGACCUCAGCUCUGAAUCCCACAGGCAUUCCGAGGAGCAGGAUCGUGGUAGCAGCUCCGGCUGCUGCAUUCCCUGCAGUGCUGUUUGCAUUCACCUCUGUCCCACAGAGGGGGAAACCUGGUUAUUUCUCUUGUACGUUUGGAAGAACGGGGAAAGGGCUGUGUGGGAGACAGCCGGGUCAGGAGAAAAGGGCUUGGUACAUGCUGAUACACAAAGCAGCAAAAGGGAGCGUGCUGCCCAGGCAAAGCUGCUUAUCUGGGAGUUGUGCCCCUCUGUCUGUCAGUCCCUGGGAUGUAAACAAUUGUAGCUACUUGCUGCAGAGUGAAUGAAAGUGGAUUUUCCCUUUCCUGCCUGUGUUUGGUGCAUAGCAAUGACUUUGUCAUAAAGGCAAACUCAAUGUCACGUAUUUGUGCCUUAUGCCUUCAAACACAGACUUGCUGGGAAGAGUUAAGAGCAUGUUUGCUUUUCAUUUUCACUUUGUUGAAAAUCAAAGUUUAAAAAGCUGUAAAACCUGAUCAUGUGUGUUUAAGGCCUGGCUGUUCCACUGAGCUGUCUCAGCCUCCCCAGCCUGGUCUCCCUGACGGUGUGCCUUCCCAGCCCGCUUGGCCGCAGCACUUAUGGGUGCUGGUGGGGCCGUGCCCUCCCACUUGGGUCGCAGCCCUUUCCAUCUGGACCUGGGGUCAUUGCCACGGCUGGCAAGGUGGAAAGUUGAUUAAGAAAAUCAAGUUUGUGCGUGCUGUAGAGCAGCGGAUGUAUCAUAAAGUGGUGAGAUGCUACAGUUUGCAAAGAUGGUGACUCAUUAGUUUAUUAAUCCAGCGGGUUAUUUUUCUUUUUGCAAAAUGUCUGGACAAAAGCAAAGGAACAUGAAAUAGUCCGCGUUAGGAGCUAAACAAUCCCCACUUACGCAAGUACUUUUGUUAGGAUUUGUAGCCAAACCCUUAAUGCCAUUUCGUUCUUAUAUGUGCAUUAUUUCCUCUAUUCCUUUUCUGUUGACUAAAGAAGAGCCCUUUGUGGGAGUUCAGAGAAUUUAUUUUAAAUGAUUAUUUACACAGGGGUAAUGGCUCCUUGGAAAGAUGUCUUUUGAAACUUUUUAGCAUGUGUGUUAUCAUUUAAAUUCACACUCAAACUAUUUAAAACAUGUAUUACAGUGUACAUGUGUAUUUAGGGGCUUGUGUAUAUUAUUUUACCCUAAUGGGUAAUACAUCUUCUCCCUGUGUAUUUAGGGAUGCUGAAGCCCAUGGAUUAUUCAGCAGUAGAGCAUGCACAUUAUCUUUGCAAGCUGAGAUUGAGAUGAAAUACUUGUGUCUAAGGAUAAGAACAUACCAGAACAGGAGUAAAUUAGCUUUGCCUUGCAGUAUCUCGGGCAGGUGGACUCCAAGAAGCAGCUGAUGUGGAUGUUGGGCCCAGAGCUAUUUCCUUCUUGUCAGGAAAAACUAAACAAAAAACCCUUCCAAUAUAGUGUAUCUGUCUUACCACUCAGCCACGUUUUGUUUGCAGACCCUUCAGGUCUUGGACAAACAGUGAAGAACCUGGAGAGUUUAAGAGAGAAGGUUUCCUUCAAUUCUUGGCAGCAGCUGUUUCUAUGAGGAACGUAGAAUAGCAUUCUCUUUAUCAAAGCUGCUGUUAUUUGAGAAGUAGUGGGAAUUGGUAAGUUUGGGAACAGCAUCUUCAUGAAGACUUAAUUUUUUGGCUUCAAUCUUGUCAGCCUUUUAGAUAGAGAAAUGCCAGUGUCAGACUUAGCUUUGGUCUCAUUUUGCACAUAUUCUCACCAAGACCAAGCAGAAACAUGCUUAGACUUUCCUUUUUUCCAUUGCUUUUUGUUUUAACCUGGAAAAGCAACUGCUGACACUUCACAGGAAGCUUUGCAGCCUAGAAAUAAUACCAAUCCUGCCUCUCUCCUUACUUGCUAGUUUGCUUCCAUGAGUGCUGACGUGAAAACAGGACCUCUCCGGUGAGCCUGAGCAGUAGAAGCCGUUGGCGCCGCUCGCUCUUGAGCCAGCACAUAACAGCAGUGUGCGGUGAUAGGGCUGCAGCCUUGUUCCUCUCCAGCAAAGCACAUCUUCCUACUUGAGGCAGGUCAUGCUGACCACAGGCAGUGGGGCCCUCCCAGCAGCUGAGCCAGCCCCACCACACUGAGCCCUCUGUGCGCAGAGCAGUGCUAUGCCCCGUGCCUGCAGGGCUGCCUUGUGUCUGUGGGACACCAAUCCUCAACAGCUGUAGCUGAAUGCUGUACUGGAGGAGUGGCUGUAAUCCACUAAUUUAUCUUAAAAAAAGAAAUGUGACUUUUUUGCUCUGAAAUCUCUUGCCGUGCUUGGUGAAUGUGGGAAUGGAACAAAAGUCGGUGAGCAGCUAAAAAAAAAAAAGAAAAUAUUCGUAUUCAGUUAUGGUGGCUGAGCUGAAGCUUAUAAACUGUGUGCAGGUGCAAAGGAGCAUCUUAGAACCCUUGGGCAGCAGCCCCUGUACAUAGCUGCAAUCCUCCUCAUUCACCCUUUGAUAUGCAAAGAGGAGAGGGAUUGGAUGCAGCCAGCUGAGACGGGCCGCCAGCUCCGGCAGCGCACGCUCACACAGAGAAAGCAAGCGUGUCCUGCAGAAUAAGCCGUUUGUACGUUUGUACCUACUGAAAUCAAGCAAGCAGAUGUCUUUCUGCUCACUUGUAUUCCACGAAUAUGUCAUCUGCUGCUGUAUGAGCAGCUACACAAGCCAGUUUCUGGAGUAGCUUUUCAUCAAAUGGCACAAGACAGUUAAUCGGCGUGAUCUGUUUCAAGGAGGAUGGCAUACAGAAGCAGAGCGAAGCACUGGCCUUCAGCAGGUCUAGUGACUGGGGACUCUUCCUUGGAGGUGGUGUAGGCCCUCUGUAAAUGGGGAGUUGCUAUUUCUGCUAUAUGAAACAUCAGAAUUUCAUGUGUGGUGUUCUUCUGUGCUUUGUUUUGUAGCUGUUUGCCUGGGAUAUUUUGGGUUCUCUCUCUGUGCUGAUUUCUAGAGCUAAGGUGCUCGCAGAGUUUCUGUGGGUGGCAACAGAGGGACUGCUAUCAUAGCAAUAUUUUCAGCACUAGGCUUGUGCUAUUAUCUGCUGUGAACAGCAGCUAGAGCAGAACAGCUUGUCAGUCCUGCUGAUAGGAGAAAUGCUAUUCUCUGGGAUUCUCUGUUGUUAGAAGAAGCUGAGCUUAGUGAAGACCCAAAUUAAAAGUCAUCUUUCUGCCCCUUUUGCUUUUUGACAUAAACACUGUAAUUAACUUUUGCUUACCAUCAAUUUUCACAUGCCCAGUUCCAAGGAAAUGUUAAUGUAAGAUAGCAAAGGCACAGAGAUUUUUUCAGCUCCCAGCCAAGUAAUGUGUAGGUGUGUGUCCUGCAAAGUGCUUUAUGCUUUUGACACCGAGGCAUUAGUUGCCAUUUUCCAAAGCAUGUCAGCAGUGGUGCGUGAGCAGACGAUGCUAUCGCAGCACAAAGCAGUGUUGAGCCCGUUGCUGUCUUCAGUGGGUCAUCUUGGUGGCUUUCUCCAAAUGCCAGCUGUUCCAAAUUAAAUGCUGGUAGGUAGAUAUUAGAGAAUUUGCCUUCUGCAUGAGCAGAGGGAAUUUUUCCACCCCCACUUUCCAGCCUACUAUUAUUGCUACAAGAGGCUUGUCAUCCUACACUUCUUAAGGAAGCCAGAUUUUUGGCUUGGGUUCAAACAUAUGUUUCUCUGCUGCUGCCUGUGCUCUCCCUGAUCCACCACUGGAAACCAAUUCCGAGCGAUGCUCUCCCCUGUGUUUCCUUCCCCCACUCCUGCACUGCUGCAGGCGUUGCGUUAAGGAUGAUGGGUGGGUUGACAAGAAAAUUCAUGUCUCAGACCACUGAACUUUUGUAGUUUAUGGCCACUUAAUGGUUUUGUCGAUCUGUCCAAAACAAAUAAAAUCUGUAGCCAAGUUAUUCUAGGCAUCAGGAACCUGUACUAAAGAAACGGAAGGUGUCUGUUUGUUAAUACCAGUGUUAGUAUUUAAAGGCUGAAUGGAGAAAUGAUGGACUGCCCAUUGGGCGCGGUGCGUGAGCUUCAAGGACCCGAGUUCCCACGUUAGCAAUUUGUACGCGUUUGCAAUGCUUUCCAGUGUGUGUGAAUGUGACCUGCAUCUAAAUGAAAGCAGCUGGUGGAGGCACGGAGUGGAAAGCGCGGUGCUUAAACAUGUGAGGACUGGCUGCUCCUGUGGGCAGGCGGUGUCUUGGGACCUUUGUGUGCUCUGCUUUGGGAAGUUUCAAUAGGCACUCCGGGAGAGCGGUGAAAGCAGUGGGCGCGUUGUGCUGUGACCCAGCGGGUGCUCAGGUUGAUUCUGCCCAGAAUGAAGUGCCAGUGAGAGGAUGCUCGGUGGGUCAUUGCAGGUGUGUUUUCCAAAAGUGCCUCUAUCUGGAAAAGAACCGGGCAAACAAACAAACCAAGAAAGAAAACCACUUUCUCUGUAGUUCUUGAGAGCGUGUCUGAACUUGGCACGCUGUGCAGGCUGCCAGCCGGGGCGUGAGGGAUGGAGCACAGCUCGUGCUUUGUGCUCACCCUGCUUGAGAAUAUUGGACGAUUUAGCAGCUGCUAAAUCGUGUGAGGUCAGGGAUUAUUAUGGGGUUUGGCUACUCCUCCAUUUUCUGAAGUUGUUACGGGUAACUUUAAAUAUUGUGUUGAAAAAGAAGAAAGGCUGCUUCCAAAAUCCCAACAAACCAGUCUUACGGGUAUUACUCUUUCUGCAGUCGCGAACUGUCAGAAUCUCUCUUCUGUGCAAGGUCCUGCUGCUGUGAAUAAACCUGGGGUUCUCCCUAUUGAUCCGGGCUGUCUCCCACGCUAGGUCUUCCCCCAAACGCUAGAGUAUUUGGGUCAGCUCUAGCAGCAUGCAGUGCAUUUGUUCAGCUGUCAGAGCAGUAUAUACCCCCUCCUGCGGCCACAUGGAUCUGUCAGAUCGGAGUCGUGCAUCACCUUUCUCUACCUGCUAGCAGGUGAUCACAGCUUAAUCUUCCCAUAGCAGCCAAAACAGCAUGAAGCACGUGUGCCAAAAUGAGGUAUUUUCAAGCAUUUCUUUAUUCUGGGCUAAGGUUUUCAAGCAGUCACGUAACUGUAGGAUAAUGGAUGCAGAUGCACUGAUGCAUUUUCAUAAGGCUUUAAAAAAGACUUUUUAAAGUAGAAUUGGGAUGGCAGCGGUGCACUUGGUGGAAAGUUUGAGAAAUGGUGGAAGCAAACAGGCCAGGUUUGGUUUUCUGAGGGCUUUCCCCCUGCUUUUUUUAGGGAUGUGCUUUGGAUGCAGUAGCAGCUAGCAAGGUUUGCUCCUGACCUGAUGCUCCUCUGUGCUAUUUUUGCAAUGAAAACAGCUUCAGUUAGCUCUUUAGCCUUUCAUUCAAGUAAACAGUGGUGUGCAUAGCCAAAAAUUUUGCUAGCAGGCAAAAGCCUGUUUUUACUGAUGCUGAGACAAACAAUGUUAAUUGCAUCAAAGAAUCAACAGCAUACAUUUACUCCAAAUCUCCAUUUGAGAGCUCUCAUGUGAUCGUGGGGACAUUGUUUGCAAAUACGGCACAGUUGUCCAUCCAAACUAUUUGGUGCCAGGAUCUGCUGCAGUUUGAGAGGUUCCACUUAUUCUCUUUUGAUUGCUCUCUUCCCCCUUUCUGUUUUGUUUUGUUACUGUUGUGGCCAAAAUGGGGGUGGGGUUGGAAUUUGAGGGAGGAUUUUAGAAAGAAGUGAGGAUAAAUAUUUUCCAAGUCGUGUCAAAAUCAGAUAGGUUUUUCAGCAAUCUGACAUUUCAGGGUAGAGGUAGGAUGGAAACAUUGUGCUUGGACAGGCUCAUUGCAGUGAUUUAUGUAAUGUUAUCCUGGCAGUUAGAUGCCUCAUCUGCCAGAUGAUGCAGUUGCAUGCUUAGAUACAUUUUCCAAAACCUUAAUUUUUUCUGUUCUUAAGAAACAGCAAUAACACAUUGAUUGGAAAGAACAGAAAGAAACACCCAUUAAGAAAAUCCGUGAUCUCUAAGUCCCAGAAGCAGGGACGUGGCCACUCCUGGCUGGCAGCAGCAAGCUGCUUUGGGCAGUGGGCGUUCUGGUUCCCCAGCAGCAGCUCCUGCUGGCAGAAUUCACUGCUUCAAAUGAAGGGAAGGUUUUUCAGAGAUAGAAGGUGGGAAGUCUUGAAGUCCUCAGCAGUAACAAGAGGGAGAUAGGAGCUUUUUACUGAAGAAAGUGCUGCUUCCUUCUGACUUUCUGGGUCCUUCUGUCGUGAUGACUUCAAGUCUCGCAUUGCCAACCCCUUUGGAUCAGGUAUCGUACUUCACCUGUUAGCAAUCUUGUUCCAGAUGCAGCUGAGAUAUAAUCUCUCAUCUCUGGCUAUGCUGAAGUUGCUGCAUUUGAUUACAAAGAGGAGAACGGAACCAUCUUCAGAGUUACUGUGUAUGAAUAGGGGACAAGAAGUUUGUCCUAGAAAAGUCCCUGGCUUUGCUGGGUGUGGAGAUCCCAGCGAAAUCACUUACUGGUUCCUCCAUUAGCCAGCCUGCCUUGGCUGCAGGUGCUCUGCUAUCUGAAAGGCUGGUUACUCUACUGGUGGCCAUACAUGUUUGCUUUAUCUUUAACCUGACAAGCCAUUUGUGCUCCAGGGCAUGUGUAAGAAGAAUUAAAUGCAAACAGUCAGAGUCCUCUGCAGGUUAGAGACAAGAAAGAUAGUGCAGAGGGAUUAAGGAUUAAAGGGAGAGCAGCCAUAAGCGGGAUGGAAGGUUCAUUUAUGCACUUGGCUCCAACUAGAUAAAUAUUUAUGAGCGAAGGGAAUGGAUGAUUGUAAGAAUGUCUGAGGUUUGUAUAAGCAGAGCAAAUACAAAAUUCUUGAAGAUGUUGGCACUAUUGACUUUCGGAGAUUUUUUUAGUAGUUUAAAGGGGUGAGGAGCCCAGAUCCCAUUAAAGCCCUAAUUAGCUAGGUAUUUAUGGCCAUUCCAGUUCUCUUCUGAAAUUUGGAAAGAUUGUAUUUCUUGGCUGAGCUGUACUUGGUAUGCUUUUGCUAUUCUUUCCCCUUGCUUUUCUUCAGAGCAAAUUUUCUAUUCAUGGCUAUUCCCCAUGGCAUGUGUAUAAUGGUGCUGCCUCCACUGCACAGUGUAUUUUCAGAUUUAUUGUGUAGGUACUAAUGGAAUAAGUGGUACAAGGUGAGAGGGCUUGGAGGCAGCGAGGGGAGCAGGAAAUCUUGGUGAUGCAGAUGAAAGGGAGACUCUUUGAAAAUGAUGCAGUAACAGUAGUCCGUAUUCCAGCAGAGUUCCAGGGAGAUACCUGGGCAGAGGCAGCAGGGAAGAGAAGCACGUUUAUUGUUUGCCUUGAAGUAUGAAACGGCUAUGGGAGAGAAUGUGCCUCCACUUAAAGUGAUUUGAUGCUUUGGCGUCUUGUCUGGCAGAAGUCUGUACAGUCUUAAGCAUCUAAGUUGCAUUUGACUUGCUAACUUUUGCUAGACGCGAUAAAGGCUUUGCACUCGUGGCUAAAAACAUGGGCAAGCAUCAGGACAGCUCAUAUCGCUUUUAUGACUAGUUGUCUUAUGAAGAUACUGAAAAACGCCUUUUGCAGGGAUGAGUCAAAUCACUGCUGCAGGAGUGCUUAAGCCAAACCUUUGCUGGAGCUGAAGGGAAAAGGAGAGCGCCUGCCUGCUCGGGAGCACUGCUGGAAGGCCCCGUGGCUGCACUGUCAGGCAGGAGCAGGUGCCUGUCAGUUCCUGUGACUCCAAAGCCACUGAGCCAGAUUUGCCUACUGCUUUACUUGGUGUUCCCAGACAGAAGCAGUGGAGAAAAGAAGAACAAUUGUGGAGCUGUGUGGGACUGACAGGAGAGGGCUGCCGACAUUUCGGGGCUGAAUGUUGUAGAGCUCGCAGCCAGCUGGCUUAUGCUGAGCUGCUCCUGCCAAAGGCAGAGAAAAGCAAACGCCACCUCGACCCCGGGGUGCGCUGGGUGCUGGGGAUGGGUGCUGUUCGGCUCUCUCUGCUGGGCAGUCUGCAGUGUGCCCAUGAAACUGCCGUCUCCUAUUGGUUUCCUACACCUCUGCAUGGGUCUGCCGGCAGCUUUUUUGUGCUGUUCUCAUGAGAAAUCCCCGGGGCUGCCCUGGGAAGUUCAGCCAGCACUGCUUUCAUAAAGUCUGGGGAAGUGGGAGGGGGAAUCUAAGUAGGGGUUUAAUUUUUCUGAGUUUAAGGCAAUUAGAGAAAACUGUUAUCCAGCUUAUGAUAAAUGGUCCUUCAGCUUAAACUGUAUGCCUUUGCUUCCGUCCUUAGUACAGGAUCCCUGCGCUGACAAGCAGUCAGACACGUUCCUGCUGUUUUGUAGGUGGAGUUGCUUUUGUUUUCAUUGGUGCCAUUGAUCCAUUUAUGUUAUUUUAAUGUGAAGUGGAUGAUGUGGUACUUCUUACAUCAAAGGCACAACAUUUCUCAGCUGGAAUCUGUAUCAGGUUGGUUUUUACAUAUGAUGAUACAAACGUGUUGAAAUGGGGUUAUUAACUGUAAGCAUUGUGGGGCCCUAGCUGAGGGCAUUGGUUUGGGACAGGAAGGAAAGUGGCCCUCAGACAAAGGACAAGGAAGGGCAUGCCUUGCUUCUGACUCAUCCCUGUCUUUGUGGGGAGGUGAGACCUUACAGCAGACCAGAAGUCCCUUUAAAAAGGUCACAGUACCACAGAAAACAUGCAUCUUUCUUUAUAGUGCACUUUGGCAGCAAAACCACAUUCUGCUCCGCUGUCUUGCUCACACUGGCUGUUCAGACCCCUGAGCAGCAUUUAGGGUAUGUGGUUUCCAGGUCUUAGGCUUGGAGUGGCUCAAGAUCAGUGUUAUUUUGAAGAUUAAGCUGCAUGUGAUUUUAUACCAUCAGGAGCACUUCUUAAAAGAGCAAGGCUUGCUUUGAUUGGGGGCUGGCAGCAAUCUGAGAGACAGACAGUGCCCUCAGCAUGGAAGUGUUUGGUGGGCCUGCGAGCAGCGCGCUGUGUGCUAGUGGGGUAGAGGCAGGUCCUCAUCUCAGAGGGCAGAUGCUGAGGGCAGGGCCCGGGGGGCUCAGCUGUGUGCAUUCAGCUAUUGGGUUUUUCUUCAGAAAGCUCCCUGCAUCCCUUUCCUCGUUCUUUGGGAUGUGUCUGUGGCAGGGCUUGUAGAAACAGUGUUGGCUGUGGCUUUUCUGAGAGACUGCGGAUCAGCAGGAGGAGAUGGAAGUUAUUCUGUCACGUUAGGAUUAGGGGACCCCACUGAGAAGAACUAAGAGGACCAGCUGCUCUGAGCUUCAUAGGCACAGCCCUGGCUCUGGUCUGGAGAAGUCUGCAACAAGGUAUGCUGGUGGAGCUCCUCCUGGGGCUGGAACUCUCCCUCCCUGCCUGGAAAGUCUCUGCAGCAAAGCAGGUGGCCGCAUGCGGGCCCUUGGACACUUAAAAUGAGCUCGAAGCUAUUUGCUAAUGGCGUGGUAGUUGGUAGCUGUAUUUUUCUGAGAUCUCCUGCAGUCAGCUGUGAAAGCCCCAGAUAUUUGAUUCAAUGUAUUUUGAAGUCGAGUGGUUUUGUCCCAGCUUUCUUAUUUUGCUCAUGCAGAUAUUUAAUAGAAGCAGCCUGAGAACUGAAUUCUAAGCUAUCUGGAUGGAAGGUUUCAAAAUAGGGCAGGCAAGAAAGAACCAGCUUUCAGGAGGUAUGUUUGUACUGGGUCCUUGGCACAGCACUAUUUAACUUCUUUUAAUCAGUGACCCAGGGGAAAAAAAAUAAAACCAUUACUCAAAGUCCUCAGAUAACACACAGAUUAGGUGGAGUGCAAGAUAAGGAACAGAAGUGGAGUGGCUGGGAUUGCUUCAUGGACGGUAUGUUCUGAUGCAAUAAAGCGCCCUGCGCUAGGCACAAAGUGAGGGCCCUUCGUGUGCAAGGAGGAGAUGGCAGAGGGAUAGCUGUGCCCUGAGAAAAGGGCCUUUACCCUGAAAGGGGCGUGGGAGUCAAGAUAGGUAGCCAUGUGCAUGGGAGCCUCGCUGUGCCCGAGACUUUGUGUGCAAUCCUUGAACACGCAGCAAAGGAAAUGCUCUGCAGGACUAAGGCUGUGACAGCCCUGCGUUUGGCAUUGGCACGAGUGUAAGUCGGGUGCCAAACCCUGGUGCCUGCUGGUCAGGGAGUCUGGUAGAUUGGAGAAAAGUGUCGUGAGGAUUGGUGGAGGAGGGGAAAAUUGGUCUCGCAGGGAAGGGCUUCCGGAGCUCUGUCUGCUUUAUCAGAGGAGGUGGAGGGAUGGCAUGGUUACGAUUUAUAGCAGCCUGCGUAGGGGAGAGAAAGGUGAUAAGGGAGGGCUCUUCCUUCUGGCAGUCAAACCUGUAACUAGAUCCAGCGGCUGGGAGGCCGCAGCAGCGAUAUGUUUGAGCUAGAGAUAAGGUACAGAACUUGACCAGGAUGAAUAAUUAACCACCGGAGCAGUUUAUCGUGGAUUGUGAUGACUCCAUCUCUUGAUAUCUCCAAAUUGAACCUUUUUAAACAAGAGGCCAUGCUCCAGUCUGGGAUUGAUUCAGACAGGUCUGGUGCUCUGUGUUGCUUCGGUAGCACACCUGCAAUGAAGAGUUCGGAGCUGGCAUAUUUUUCUUUUAAAAAUAAAAUAAAUAAAUAAAUGAAAAUGCUCUGGAGAUGAAUUCUGUUGCUGUUUACUCUUGAACAGCCAGUGCUUGGUGGCUGAAUGUGAGAGUGCCUCGCGCCCUCCCUGGUUUUCUGCUUUGCUCUCAGAGAUCUCAGAGCAGCUGAAAGUUGCAGGUGCUGCUGCUGCUCUCGCUGGGGAAAGUGCAUUCCUGUGGUUGGUUGUACGCCGAGGGGAAGUGGAUCUCUUUCUGUCGUGCUACUUUUCGAGAGUCAAAACCACCAGGGAAGCCGGGUUUGCUCUAUUUUCUGGGCUGCUGCAGUUCCAUUCUGUGAGCUGAUGGAUGCUCAGUAGGAGCUUUUGAAAUGUGAGAGAUGGAGACGUUUAGCACCUUUGAUGCAUUGGUCCCUUUUGUUCGCGGAGAGGAAGAAGGACAUGUCACUAAAGCCUCAGGAGCGGAAGGAAAAAUGGGAGAGGCAUCCAGGCAAGAAACCUAGAGAAUCUGAAAACUGCGUGUCUGCUGAGCCAAGUGAAAAUGGCCAUAAUAACGAUGCGGGGAGCUCAGAGAGAGAGGCAGAAAGAGGCAAAGAACGCGUGAAGAAGAAACUCCCGCUGAAGUUAACCAAACAGAUGAAGGUCCCCACAAGCAGAAGUGGCAGAAAUAGCGAGGAGGACAGCAUCAGGGAGGCCACAAGCUCUCAGCGGAGCAGCUCCAGGGACCGCCUCAGUGAUAGUUCUGCUCAAUCGCUUUCAGGAAGAGGCUACUCCUGUGACAGCGAGAGUGAUGUUGACGAUAAGACUUCAACGGAACUGGAGCUGACCCGUAUCAGGAGUGCCUUGAUAACAAGCAAGGCUUCUGUAGGCUCUGAGAAGCUGUUCUCCCCUGCAGCAAAUAAAGGUCCCACCUUGAAUGACAAGCCAGAAGCAAAAGCAGCCAAUGUCCCAAAGGUGUCUGGGCUAGAGCGGAGCCGGGAGCUGAGCACCGACGUGCCCUUCACCCUGCCUAUCCCCAGCCCCCAGCCAGUAGCUGCCGUUGUGACUUCUACUUCCUCAGCGCCCACGUCGAGUGCCAGAGCGAGCCCGCUGUUGAAGAAGGAGCCCGUGAUUUCAGCACCAGCACCACCAAGGCUCACACCGCAGCCGCAGCCUCGGCCUCAGUCACAACCUCAACCUCGGCCGCAGUCGCAGCCUCAGCUGAUACCUGAGCUUCGGUCCCAGCCUCCGAGUCACAUCCCUCCGCCUCUCAACUACCAAGUGCAUCACCAGGUGGCCCACAACGGACUCAAUAAUAUCAGCCGGAGCAGCAGUGCUAGCAGUGCAACGAGCAUCAGCAUCCCGAAACACCUUCCUCUCUCUCCCCAGAUUCCUCCGCACCAUUCCUCCGGCCCAGCCCUGCCCCUCUCCAUCUCUAAUCUUGCUACCUCGCACUUCUCUCUCAGAUCGCAGACCCAACACCAGCACCAUCCGGCCAUGUUCGCCACCCCACCCACGCUGCCACCUCCACCAGCGUUACCUACCAACAGCCUCGUGAUACCAGGUCACCCUGCAGAUCACGAACUGCUCAGGCAAGAGCUGAACAACCGGUUUUUGGUUCAGAGUUCGGACCGGGCCGCUGCCUCACUUGGCCCGGUGCCGCUGCUGAGAGCGGAGUUUCACCAGCACCAACACACGCAUCAGCACCAACACACCCACCAGCACACAUUCACUCCUUUUCCAUCCAGCUUGCCCCAGACGCCGCUCAUGCCGCCCUCUGCACCUCCCAUGGUGCGUACCCCAGCCCAAAAUUUUGACAAGUACGCUCCCAAAUUAGACAACCCUUACUUUCGACAUUCCAACUUCUUUCCAACCUAUCCUCCAGCAAUGCCUGGAAUGCCACCCAUGCUUCCACAUUCAGGUCCCUUUGGGUCACUUCAGGGAGCAUUUCAACCGAAGACUUCAAACCCUAUCGACGUAGCAGGUAGACCAGGCACAGUCCACCAUACGCUGCUGCAGAAGACUCCAGGGGUGUCAGACCCUUACAGGCCACCAGUAAGAGUAAGUAAGAAACCCGGGAAGUGGUGUGCGGUUCAUGUACAGAUCGCCUGGCAGAUCUACCAUCACCAGCAAAAGAUAAAGCAAAUGCAGCUGGAUCCCCACAAGAUCGAGAUAGGUGGUAAACUUGACCUGUUCAGCAGACCUCCUGCCCCUGGAGUGUUUCCAGGCUUCCAUUAUCCACAGGACCUUGCCAGGCCUCUGUUUUCUACCACAGGUGCGACGCAUCCAGCCACCACCCCCUUUGGUCCUUCACCUCAUCACAGCAGUUUCCUGCCUACUAACCACUUGGCAGGUAAGUAUCCAUUUAGCAGGUCAAGCACCUUCAGCGGCCUUGGGAACUUAGGCAGCAAUGCCUUUGGAGGAUUAGGCAGUCAUGCUCUGACUCACAACAACAUUUUUACUCAUAAAGACGGCCCAAACCUGCAGAAUUUCAACAAUCCCCAUGAGCCGUGGAACAGACUCCAUCGGACCCCGCCGUCCUUCCCAACACCUCCGCAGUGGCCCAAGCCGAGCGAUUCCGAGCGAAGUUCCUCGGUGACAAACCAUGACAGAGACAGGGAGCGGGAGCCCGAGAAGAGGGAUCUUUCUCUGAGUAAAGAUGACAGAGACAAAGAGAGAGACCUCAUGGAUAAAAACAGACAUUCAAACAGAUCCUCACCGGCAUCAGCUCCAGUGACGCAUCAGAUUAGCAAUCUCAUCCGCAGCAACAGCCAAACCUCCAGUGAUCCCAUCAGGCAGGUGAGCCUCGCUGAGAGGGAAAGGUCCAAAGAGCCCGAGCGAGAGCACCCUGACCGGCUGAGAGAGCCGCCCAUAGCAGAACACAAGAUUAAAGAGAGCCGUUCCCCAGUGAAGGAAACUCCAAGCCAUGAUAAGAGACCCUCUGAGGACAACACAAAGCCAGUAAUCCAGUCUGUAUCCCCAUACAGCAAACCUGCACUAAGUGAGAGCUUGAAGCUUACCAAUCUAAUGAGCAAGGACAUGGAGAGAAAGACAGAGCUUCCCAGUGACCUCCAGAAGAUUAAGAAUGACAUCAAGGUCAAAGAGGAGAGGAAGGAAGACAGCGAUGUGCUGGUGGUGGGCUCUGAGCCUUCACAGCACUCCCGAUCAGUGGAGCAUCCCCCGCCUCCUACUUUGCACGGAUUAUCAUUGCCUCCCUCGAUGGCAGCCUCCAUGCCUAUCUCCAUGGGCAGCGUGCACCAGAUGAACAACAUGAAUGUGCUGGACCGCAGCAGGAUGAUGACCCCGCUCAUCGGCAUGAAUCCUUUGUCAGGAAGAGAGAGGCUGCCACAUCCCGGAUUUUCUUGGGACCCAAUGAGGGACCCGUUGCGAGAUGCCUACCACCGGAGCUUGGACCUGCACCGUCGAAUGGACUUCCAGCUCCGGACGGAUCCCAUCCACAGGUUCCCUACCACCUCCGGGUUUUAUGACCACGAGCGUUCGUACAGAGACAGGGAGCCACACGACUACAACCACGAGAACCUUCUGGAAGCGCGCCGAGAGCAGGAGCGGUUGCGGCAAGUGGAGGAAAGAGAGCGCUUGCACUUACGGGAAGAACUUGAGCGUGCCAGAAUGCACCACUUGCACUCGUCCCCUAUCGAAAGUCACCUGGCACACGUGCCAUCCUUCAUGCCUCAUUUGAGCGGGAUGCAUUACCCCAGACUGAGUCCAUCCACUGCCAUGCACAACGGGAUUCUGAACAGGAACCCUCCGACCGCGGCGCUGAGCGCCCCGCCGCCCCUCGUGCCAGCGAGCAGCACCCGGCCUGCCUCCCCCCGCAGGACUACUCCGCUCACUAACUCAGAGUCCAGGGACUACUCCCCCUCUAGGAACCCCAAAGAAGUAGAGGCCCGAUAGUCCCCCACACAGAAUUUUAAACCCUCCUGUAUAUAAAGCAAACGGGGAAAAAAAAAAGAAGAAGAAAAAAAAAAAACAAAGGAAAAAAAAAAACAACAAACAGAAAAAAAAACAACAAAAAAAACCACAAAAAACCUUUUACAAAAUGCACUGCUGUAAACUUUUUUUUUUUUUUUUUAAUGUAAAAUUUGUAGAAGUUAAGCACAUUUCCAUAAAUAAUGGGGUCAGGGGUGCAGACUUUCCAACAAGAAGGUUGCUGAGAAUGGGAAUUUAAUAUAUAGGUAUUGAUUUUUGGUUUUGUUUUUUGUUUCUGUGCUAAAAAAAAAAAAAAAAAAAAAAAAAAGUUAAAAAGAAGAAGUUUGUACAUUUUUUCCCAAAUGUGAGAAACAUUUUUAAUGGAUUUGUAUUUUUUUUAAUUUUGUGCUCUUUAUUCACUUAGGAAAAAAAAAAAAAGAAGAAAUUUUGCUUUUGCUUUUAGUUAAAUUUGCAUUUUAAAGGCCUCAGAUCCUUAAGAAAAAAUACCCAGGGUUUCUUAAAAGUAUUAUUUAUGGAAAUACUGUAGUUUUACAGUCCACUGUGAGGUUCCCUUCUGAGGCCCAUCGAUCACUUACCUUGGUACUUUGGAACCGAAGUUACAGAUAUAUAUUAAAAUAUUAAUAAUAAUAAUAAUGUACAAAACUGUUUGUUUUUUGCCUUAUUAUAUUAUGCAGAAAUUUAAGAGGAAUUUUUUUUGACUUCUUGUUUUAAACAAAAGAAAAACAACAAAAAACAGAAAACAAACUGUAAAUAUUCUGUUAAUAUAAAUGUACACCAAUAUUAAAUUCUUAACAUAGGUAGACUUUAUAAAAAUGGUUUCUAGAACCACUCUGGUUAUUUGUUAACAUGGUUACAACUCAUACUCUCGUCACAGUCAGAAAUUCACACUCAGAGCGCUACGUACGGCAUAUAUACUUCAACUAUGCAAGAACCUGGAGGCAGGUCGUAGUGGAUGCUGGGGGGAGGAAGGUUCAAAAACAAACAACCCAAAAACAACCAACUCGCAACUACGGAGACCGAUGGCAGCGGCAUGUGAGCAGGAAGCGGGCGGCUUGUUGUGUUUCACAAAGAAAGAGACUGGAUUUUUUUGUACAAACACAAGGGACAGUUUGGCGAGGGAAGAGAGACACGCUCCUGGAAGGGCAUUCUGGUUUCCUACUCUUCAGGCUGGCAGAAGCAGAUGGAACUGGCACAGUACCAUGCGGCAGACCCUUUCCUUAUUUUUUUUUUCCUUUUUUUUUCUCUUUUUUUGUGUUGUGGGCAGGAUCGCUGGCAAGCAAGGACAAUUUUCCGUGGACCCCUUGUGCUAAUUGUGCAGUGUUCUUAUUGGAAUCUGUAUACAAGACAAAGUAGAAUUUUAGGAGUGCAAAAAAAAAAAAAAAAGUCUAAUGGUUGAUUAAAAAAAAAAAGAAAUUCUGAUAUAUUAUCUAUAGUACAUGAAGACCAUAAGCAAAUGUUUGUUUCAGUGUGGUUCUGCCUUGAACUGCUUUUUGGCAUGAUUUAUUUUUUAUUUCCAAUUUUACUUUUCAUCCAUAUGUAAAUUUUGCCAUGUUUUACUUGCUGUACCAUCCCCCCUCCCUUAUUUUAUUUUUCAGUGUCCAUGUUUUAUAUAUCCUGGGCUUUUUCUCUCUAGUUAAUUCAGCCAUCCGCUACUAUUUUCUUGGCUCUGUAACUCUUGUUUCCCCCCCCUUCCCCAUCCUCCCCCCUGCACCCCCUGUAAUUUUAAACAUUCAGUUUCCUUGUAGAUCAAUGAAGAUAAAUACAACAUUGAUUUUGGAUGAAA
This is a messenger RNA of Gallus gallus (chicken), 26070 nucleotides long. RefSeq names its product fibrosin like 1 (gene FBRSL1). The transcript is spliced from 20 exons. Lineage: Eukaryota; Metazoa; Chordata; Aves; Galliformes; Phasianidae. The coding region runs from base 20760 to 24251 and encodes 1163 amino acids. The record is from RefSeq and is a predicted model, not a curated record.